Kogia breviceps (pygmy sperm whale) is the source of this 819-nucleotide messenger RNA. The record is from RefSeq and is a predicted model, not a curated record. Lineage: Eukaryota; Metazoa; Chordata; Mammalia; Artiodactyla; Physeteridae.
AUGGAGGCCACACACCGCCCUCGGCAGCUCGUGCAACUGUUCUAUCUCCAGUUGGCGUUGGUAUUAGGAGACCUGCACAUCCCACACCGGUGCAACAGUUUGCCAGCUAAAUUAAAAAAACUGCUGGUACCAGGAAAGAUUCAGCACAUUCUCUGCACUGGAAACCUUUGUACCAAAGAGAGUUAUGACCAUCUCAAGACUCUGGCUGGUGAUGUCCAUAUUGUGAGAGGAGACUUUGAUGAGAAUAUGAAUUAUCCAGAACAGAAAGUUGUAACUGUUGGGCAGUUCAAAAUUGGUUUGAUCCAUGGACAUCAAGUUACUCCGUGGGAAGAUGUGGCCAGCUUAGCCCUGUCGCAGAGGCAGUUUGAUAUGGAUGUCCUUAUUUCAGGACACACACAUACAUUGGAAGCAUUUGAGCAUGAAAAUAAAUUCUACAUUAAUCCAGGUCCUGCCACUGGAGCAUAUAACGCCUUGGAACCGAACAUUAUUCCUUCAUUUGCGUUGAUGGAUAUCCAGGCUUCUACAGUUGUCACUUACGUGUAUCAGCUAAUUGGAGACGAUGUGGAAGUAGAACAAAUCGAAUACAAAAAAAGGAAUAAUGGAACAAGAACCAUCUUUGAGCGAAAACCUGAGCAACACCUAAGCCCCCAGCAACAGGUGGGUUUUAUCCUUGAGAGCUGGGGCACUGGGCCACAGCCAAGCGAAAGAGCUGAGUGGAGAGUGCUGGACUGCACUGAAGAGAGUGGUGAGCGGGGACCCUCACCUCCAGCAGAGACCAGUGCAAAUGCCCUUGCAAGAAAAAAGUGUCUUCAACUUUAA